This is a messenger RNA of Castor canadensis (American beaver), 1018 nucleotides long. RefSeq names its product copper chaperone for superoxide dismutase (gene Ccs). NCBI's taxonomy places the organism in Eukaryota, Metazoa, Chordata, Mammalia, Rodentia, Castoridae. The record is from RefSeq and is a predicted model, not a curated record. Gene Ontology annotation, molecular function: copper ion binding. Gene Ontology annotation, biological process: superoxide metabolic process.
GUUGGCCUCUGGACCUGAGGUGCUGCUGUCCUCCGGCAGGUCCAGGAUGACUUCUGACGCAGGGGAUCGCGGGUCCCUGUGCACGCUGGAGUUCGCAGUGCAGAUGACCUGCCAGAGCUGCGUGGAUGCAGUGCGUAAGUCCCUGCAAGGGGUGGCAGGUGUCCAGGGUGUGGAGGUGCAGUUGGAAAACCAGAUGGUCUUGGUGAAGACCACUCUGCCCAGCCAGGAAGUGCAGGCUCUCCUGGAAGGCACGGGGCGGCAGGCCGUACUCAAGGGCAUGGGCAGCAGCCAUUUGCAGAAUCUGGGGGCAGCAGUUGCCAUUUUGGGGGGCUCUGGCACCGUGCAGGGAGUGGUCCGCUUCCUACAGCUGAACCCCGAGCGCUGCCUCAUCGAGGGAACCAUCGAUGGCCUGGAGCCUGGGCUGCACGGACUCCAUGUCCAUCAAUAUGGGGACCUCACACAGGACUGUAACAGCUGUGGGGACCACUUUAAUCCUGAUGGAACGUCUCAUGGGGGCCCCCAGGACUCUGACCGGCACCGUGGAGACCUGGGCAAUGUCCACGCUGAUGCUGAUGGCCGAGCCAUUUUCCGGCUAGAGGAUGAGCAGCUGAAAGUAUGGGAUGUGAUUGGCCGCAGCCUGGUUAUUGAUGAGGGAGAAGAUGACCUAGGCCGAGGUGGCCACCCCCUAUCCAAGGUCACCGGGAACUCUGGGGAGAGGUUGGCCUGUGGCAUCAUUGCACGCUCUGCUGGCCUCUUCCAGAACCCCAAGCAGAUCUGCACCUGUGAUGGUCUCACCAUUUGGGAGGAGAGAGGCCGGCCUAUUGCCGGCGAGGGCCGAAAGGACUCGGCCCAGCGCUCUGCCCAUCUCUGAGCAGGACCUUUCCUCAGGUCUCUUCUGUCCUCCCUGCUGAACCCCUUCCACCUGAGAGAAAGCAGGGGGCGCCUUGUUUGCCCACGCUGAGGAGGAGUAGGUAUAGAAUAUGUAGGGAUUGCUGUGAUAUGCACAAUUAAAUUUUAU